Exserohilum turcica Et28A is the source of this 210-nucleotide messenger RNA. RefSeq lists its product as uncharacterized. The record is from RefSeq and is a predicted model, not a curated record. The coding region runs from base 1 to 210 and encodes 69 amino acids. Lineage: Eukaryota; Fungi; Ascomycota; Dothideomycetes; Pleosporales; Pleosporaceae. The transcript has 3 exons.
AUGAGAUUCAGUUACGCGGAAUUUACAGCUGUAGCCUUGAUUCCCAUCAUGGUCUCAGCACAGUGUCUCUACCCGAAAGGCGCUUACACUGAAUGUUCGUCCGACGGCUCGAAAAUUAUACGGUGCAAUGGCUAUCACGGGUCAUUGAUAUACGAGUGUCCGCAGUAUAAGUAUUGCGCCAACAUUGGUGCUGUGAGGGGUUGCCUGUAA